UCAUCAUCACGAAAUCUUUCGCGGAUUUAUAUACAGAAGAAAAGAUCGCAUGUCAUUAUUAUUUUCAGAAUACCUUAAGGAGAUUCUAAAGAAAAUGGCUGCUUCUCGCAUAAUUUUCUUCUAUAUUCUUAUUCUAAGUGCUAUUUUCUUUUUAUCGGAUUCAAAUUCUGUACCAGAGACAAGAUCUCGAGCUCGGAGAGCUUUCGAUCAGAUGGAUGAAGGACUCAUAAGUCGACUCGUCACUUUUCUUGGUACACCAAUACAUCUAAUUAUUGAUCUUUUAGAUUGCUUCGAUCAAGAAGUAGAUCACUUGAAAUGCAAUUUCAAUUUCUCCAUUGAUCCGUUCUACGUAGUCAAACAGUGUUCUUUGAAAAACGAUGAGCUGAAAAUUCUUUUUGACAGAAUUAAUAAGGUGCUUCCUCCAAUCAAAGCAAAUCUUGCCUUUCCUGCUAUAAUAUCAAAGGAUGUGUGUUUUGGAGAAAUACCACCAAAUUUGCUAGCCAGUUCACCCGAUUAUUUAAACGCACAGCCUCUUGGUUCCAAAAUAGCCGCGGAAGCUGGAUUAUUUGGCAUCGCUCUGAGAGAUGUCUUAGAUGUAUUUGUGUCAAAAGUAUACGCCGCAUUAAGACCUGUUUUACAUGCUGUUUUAUCAUUAGGUAGAAGGCUAAAUGUACCUUCAAUGUGAGUGAAUUUUCUAGUUCUAGUACUUUGGCUGGGAUAUGGCAGUAGACUAAUAGAUUUGGCAUUGGCAAGGCCGAAAUCUGACUAAAGCCUUCAGAAAACCUUAAUAAAAACUUAAUAUCUUAAAGAA
Molecule: messenger RNA, 811 nt
Organism: Parasteatoda tepidariorum (common house spider)
Lineage: Eukaryota; Metazoa; Arthropoda; Arachnida; Araneae; Theridiidae
Source: RefSeq, a predicted model, not a curated record